GUAGCGACAGCGAUUCUCGGCCAGCGGUUGCGUAACUUGCGUUCCACGGCGGACGGAGGCGCUGCCGCCGCCGCGAUGUGGCGGAUGUACCACGAGAGAGUGGUGGAUCACUACGAGAACCCGAGGAACGUCGGGUCGUUCGACAAGAACGAUCCGAACGUGGGGACGGGCCUAGUCGGGGCUCCGGCGUGCGGCGACGUCAUGAAAGUGCAGAUUAGGGUUGAUAAGGAGACCGGUAUAAUCGUCGAUGUUUGUCAAAAGGUUUUCGGCUGCGGCUCCGCCAUAGCCUCGUCCUCUGUCGUUCAUUGCAAUAGUUUAAGGUGUUCGCAGUCACGGAAUGUGAGGCUGCAUCUUUAUGAAGAUGAUGUCCAUUUGAACAACGAGACUUGUUAUUAUAAAUAUCCGAAAGAAAUUUCAUUUGACCACUUGCGCCAAUCUCGCUAUGUUGAUUUGACUGUUCUUCUCAACAAUGGCAGGGAUAUCGCAAAACAUCUGUCUCUUCCACCGGUGAAACUACACUGCAGCAUGCUUGCUGAGGAUGCACUUAAGGCAGCCGUUAAAGAUUACAUUGCAAAACGAUCAAAAUCAACUGGGAGUCCUGAGGCUACCUCAAUUGGUAAAGUUGCUGAUGCUUGA
This is a messenger RNA of Striga asiatica, 636 nucleotides long. The record is from the annotation of a GenBank genome assembly. NCBI's taxonomy places the organism in Eukaryota, Viridiplantae, Streptophyta, Magnoliopsida, Lamiales, Orobanchaceae.